AUGGAAAAGACGGAAACCACUGAGGUUGCUGUUGUUGGAGCUGGCCCAGCCGGGCUUACUUUGGCACUAUCCCUUGCCAGAUUUCACAUCCGAUCUGUCAUUUUGGAAAAAGAACAGGAAAUUACUUCUGACCCUCGAGGCGUGUACUUGACUGGAGAUGCUGUAAGAAUAUUACACCUCUUGGGCUUGGGAGACCAGCUGUCAUAUAUUGGACAUGAAGUGGACAAGGUUCAUUUUCAUCAAACAUCAUUCAGCUCCAAACCUUUUUUCUCUUUAAGAAUCGGCUCUUCAAACUCGCUGGAGCAGGUGGUCCCCGAGGGAAUUCUUCAAAUACAACCAAGAUUAGAAAGCGUGUUGAGAAGCAAAGUACAAGAAUCUCCUUGGUGUACACUCCGCAAGGGAUGUACCGUGACGUCUAGGCUGUCAGAGGACCCUCCAACCAUUGAAUACGUGGACCAUGACAACAAGGCACAUCGCUUAACUUCUCAGUGGCUGGUUGGGGCAGAUGGCAAAGCAGGGGUUGUGAGAAAGCAUUUUCUUGAACCUUCUGCAGGUAUCAGGCAAGAAUAUGGAACCUAUCCGUAUGAUGGGACGUGGGUAGCUGCGAACUUGAAGAUAUCGCUACCAAGUCGCCAAAGCCACCCUGAAUUUCCGCUAUGGAAUGAAGGGUACACGCCGGAUGAUGUAUACGACUUAUUUUGGCCUAAAGGAUGGCAUUUCUGCAGUCCACCGGGGAAGGCCACGGCUGCCGGAAGAUUUGGACCACACGAGGAACGAUUAUGGCGCCACGAGUUUCGACAAGACGAUAUCGAUGAUUCCGUCAAGGCGGAGGAACUUCUCUGGGACCAUAUCACGCCAAUGAUUACUCGUGAACGAGACGACCAGGGCUACAAGCUCUCGCAGCCGGUAACAUACCCACGAGACUGCAUCACCAUUCUUCGCUGCCGACCAUACAGAUUUACUCAUAAAGUCGUGAAUCGGUGGUUCGACAAGCGCACAAUCCUCAUCGGCGACGCAGCACACGUAUUUCCCCCGUUUGCAGGUCAAGGCAUAGCAAGUGGCUUACGCGACGCACAUCAACUGGCGUGGCGACUGUCCUUACUUGUACGUCGUGACGGCUGCAACAUCAAAGACACCACUUCUGCUCAGAGUCUUCUCACCUCCUGGGCACUAGAGCGAAGGAGAAGUGUUGACGACGCUGCCUUCUUCUCGAUGCUAAAUGGUCGGUUGUGCAACAAGCAGACACCUCUAUGGGCGCUUCUGGUUUUGAAAUUCCAAAUGUUUCUCGACUGGGCUGAGUUGUUUCCUCGCAGACUAGAUCCCCAGAGUCAGAAAGAACGCAGAGGCUUUUCUGACACUACCGGGGGAUUCUUCGUGCAGAGUCAUCAUGGAGGGGGUCGAAUGGCGCAGAUUUAUAUGUGGUCGACGCUGGCAAAGGCUCCGGUUCUGUCUGACGUUCUUCUUGGGAGAUCGAGGAGCGCAUUUACACUGAUCGUAAUGACUACAAGCGUGGAAUCCGACAAGUUCUACAACGAGGCGAAGAAGGCUAUUUUGAAUGCUCGCCUUGAUGCAUCAGUUUUGUCGGAGGAAUCCAUAUUGCUCCUGAGUCCUCAUAUUCGAACAGUUCAAGAUUCUCAGAAUCUUGAGCACAGUGGGAUGGACAUGUUUUAUCAGUAUAGUCCUAGCCAGGACGAUGGUGUCGGAUGUCAUGGCAGCUACGAUGCGGGUGCGUAUCUGAAUCGGCUUGGUCAAUCCACAAGGUUCGCCAUCGUUCGACCAGAUCUGUUUGUCUUUGCUUGUGCGAAGAGUACCUCGGAGCUGGCAGAGUGUUUGAGACUGCUAGGGGAGAAACUUAAUCAUAGGAUCGAAUAG
Pochonia chlamydosporia 170 is the source of this 1872-nucleotide messenger RNA. Its product is annotated as monooxygenase. The record is from RefSeq and is a predicted model, not a curated record. Bases 1 to 1872 code for a protein of 623 amino acids. NCBI's taxonomy places the organism in Eukaryota, Fungi, Ascomycota, Sordariomycetes, Hypocreales, Clavicipitaceae. Gene Ontology annotation, molecular function: FAD binding. The transcript is spliced from 4 exons.